This is a messenger RNA of Hydractinia symbiolongicarpus, 11922 nucleotides long. RefSeq names its product intermembrane lipid transfer protein VPS13A-like. Gene Ontology annotation, biological process: protein targeting to vacuole; protein retention in Golgi apparatus. The coding region runs from base 157 to 11040 and encodes 3627 amino acids. NCBI's taxonomy places the organism in Eukaryota, Metazoa, Cnidaria, Hydrozoa, Anthoathecata, Hydractiniidae. Gene Ontology annotation, cellular component: extrinsic component of membrane. The transcript has 75 exons. The record is from RefSeq and is a predicted model, not a curated record.
GAAUGCAGUAAAAACAACAAAUGCAGAAGUUUGCAAAAAGAAGGGAAAGGGGAAGUUGUUUUGCAGCGUACCAAACACUCAGAGCGACAAAUACGUAAUCAUGCAGCGUGAAACAAACAUGAUCUAAGUAAUAUGUGCAGAUUUUUUCAUUGAACAAUGGUAUUUGAAUCGUUAGUUGUUGAUUUGUUAAACAAAUACCUGGGACAAUAUGUAGAAAACUUAGAUGCAUCCCAGCUAAAGAUUGGAAUAUGGGGAGGAAAUGUUGUUUUGGAUAAUCUGGAGUUAAAAGAUACUGCAUUGGAUGAUUUGGACCUACCUAUUAAGGUUGUUCAUGGGUUUCUAGGAAGGCUAACACUUUCUAUUCCAUGGAAGAAUCUAUACAAUGAAUCCACUGUUGUUGUCAUUCAAGAUCUCCAUGUUCUGGCAAGACCAAAUUUUGAUAUAAAAUACAAUGAAGAGAAAGAAGAAAAAGCCAAAUUAGAAAGAAAGAAACAACAAAUAUUAAAUAUCGAAGAAGCAAGAUUGAGAGAGGAGAAAAAGAAAAGCUCUAAAAAGGACAAAGAGGACGAAGAUGGUUUUGCAGAAAAACUUGCAACGAAUGUCAUUAAAAACCUUCAGAUCACAAUACAAAAUAUACAUGUGCGGUAUGAAGAUUCUGUUAGUAAUCCUGCCACACCAUUCUCCAUUGGUGUCACUUUGGAAAAUCUGUCUGCACAAACUACUGACAAAGACUUCCUUCCUCAAGUAAUCAAAGAAUCAGUAACUCUUAUUCAUAAGCUGGUACUCAUGGACAACCUUGCAUUGUACUGGAACCCUGAAGAGAAAUUAAAGCAACUGUCAAAGGAGGAAUGGCUGAGUGAAUCAAAGAGCCAGAUUGCAAGGAAGGAUAGCAAGCCAUCUGAUAUGAAAUAUAUUUUACAACCAAUCGUGGCUUCAAAAAGAUUGAAAAUCAAUACUAAGCCUGGAUCAAACUUGGAUAUACCUAAAAUUUUUUUGAGUUUGGUUCUGGAAGAACUUGGCAUUGUUUUGCUUCAAGCACAAUAUCAUGGACUAGUGCACCUACUAGAAUCUUUUGAACGUAUGAAUAGAAAUGUUCCAUUUAGAAAGUAUCGACCACAUGUCUCUCUUAAAGGGAAUGCAAAGAUUUGGUGGAAAUAUUGUAUGGACAGUGUUCUUAUAGAAGAUAUACAGAGAAGAUCAGAAAUGUGGAAAUGGGAGAACAUACAACAACAUAGAACAUUGUGCAAAGGUUAUCAGAAAAGAUAUAAAGAGAAGAUUUCUACAAAGAGUCCAUCUAAGACGCUACUUGCUGAGUUGGAGAACAUGGAAAAUCAACUGAAUGUUGUCAGCAUCACAAUAUUUCGGUCAUUGGCAGAAAAUGAGGUUAUUAGAGAGAGAAAGUUGAAGCAGGAAGCAAAAUCUGGUGGAUUUUUUGGAUUCUUCUCUUCCAAAAAGAAAGAUGAAAAAGUGAAAACUACCAGUAAAAUUGAAGAAAUGAUGGGUGCUGAUAAAGAUACCGAGAUGCAGAAGUUGUAUAGUGCUAUUGGAUAUAGUGAAAAUGAAGUUAUAACUCCUUUCCCUGCUGAUUAUGUGGCUAACGUUUUUCAAUUCAAAUUGCAAAGAAUAUCUAUCACUGUCAGAAGCGAAUCAUCAACAAAGCCUACCAUUGACGUUGUUCGUUUUACUCUUGAUAGUAUUACUGCAGAUUUAUUUCAAAGACCUUCAGCAAACGCUUUGAAGGCAUGUGUAAAGAUAGGGAAAAUGAAAUUAUAUGGUACUCCAAAUGAUCAAGAAGUUCCAUUAAUGAUUCGCAAUGCAAAUGAAGGAACAGGUGACAAUGCUCUUCCAUUGGUCGAUUUUGUCUUUGAAACAAAUCCAUUGAACAAAGAAGAUAUUGAUCAGUGCAUAAAUGCCGUUUGCCAGCCAUUAGAAAUUAUAUAUGAUGCUAACACAGUCAAUGAUGUCAUUGCAUUCUUUGAACCUCCUGAAGAUGUUCUGUUGAAGGAUCUUCAAGAAAAAGCCUACUCCACGUUUGAAGACUUCAAAGUUUCAAGCACAGCUGGCUUGUUACAUGCUAUUGACAAACGAAAUAUUUUAGAUGUGGAUAUCAAAAUUAAUUCAUCGUACUUGAUUAUUCCAGAUAAAGGUGUAUUAGCACAAUGCACAGACAGAAUUGUGGUUGAUUUUGGAAGCUUUCAUAUCCAAAGCGAUCCUAAUCAAAUUCGAGUUGUUAAUCCCAAAGAAAUUGAUGACAUAAAUGAAGUUCAGGAAAAAGCAUAUGACCGCUUUCUUUUGAGAUUGACAGAUCUUCAAAUCCUGCUUUGCAGGGAAGGUGAAGAUUUACAUAGUGCGAGAUCCAAACCACAGUCUAAAUUUCAAGUUCUGUAUCCUGUUGCGUUUACUGGAAAUCUUGCUAAAGCCAUACUUCCACAAGAUCCACGGCUGAAGCAAAUUUGCGUCCAGGGCGAACUUUCAAGUUUAGAAUUGACUGUAUCUGAUGAUAAACUGAGCAGAGCUGUUUUGUUAUUUGAUAGUUUACCACUUCCGAAGCCAUCAAAAACUGUGAUGCUUGGUGAUGAACCAGAUACAACUUUGACGCAGCCUAUUUCAAAGAUUGGACAAUCAGAUGAGGAGUAUGCUAUUUCCAUACCAGUUCCUAACAUGACGAGUAUUUCUGAUGAAUCUUUUCACACACCACCAGAUGAAGGCAUACUUUCUCUGGAACCCAGUGAUGGACCUGAUUUUGCAUCUGGUGUGGCAAAUCAAGUAAAAAUCGAGCUAAAAUUUGAAAUUAAGAAAGUAAAAUUGGCUAUAGCAUUGACUGAUAAGGAUCAAAACAAUGAAAAAGACUGUGUUGAAAUCAUUAUUGAAAAUAUUGGCACUGAAGUUAGGAUGCGAAGGUGGGAUAUGUUUGUUGAUGCUAAUAUUGGUCGGUUUGUGUUACGAGAGAUGACAUAUGGAUUGGAAGGGGAACCUUUAGAUAUUUUAAGCACGCCCAAAGAUGGAAACAUGUUACAGGUUUCUUAUCGAAAGUGUGAAUUUGAUGAGUCACUAAACUUGGGUCUAGGCUAUUUUUAUUCAGCUGAAGCGCAAAUACGAGCACUUCACUUUAAAGAUGAAUUCCAAUCUACAGAACAGUUAAUCGAAAUACAAGUUGCAAUGUUGUAUGUUAUUCUCCACCAAGAAGCGCUUUUAAGUAUGAUGGCAUUAAUAUAUCAGGUGCUUGAACCAUUAAAUAAAAGAAAUGAGACACCAGUCAAAGCCAUCAAAAGACGUGUAUCAGUGGCUGGCAGCCAGUUGAGUCUUGCCAUGGCAGAGAAGGAAGAAAAAAAGAAGAUGGUUGAUUUAAAAGUGCAUAAAGCUGCUCAGGAAUUAAAAGAAAAAAUUGGGGUUCACGAGGAGAGAAAAUUAAAGGUUGAUGCUCAGAUGGAUGGAUUGCGUGUUUUUAUUUGCUCAUCACAUGGCGAUCUUGCUGAGGCCCAUGUAAAAGGAGUCGCAGCCAAUGUUAUUAUGCAGGAUGAGAAAAUGGAGGUAAAAGCACACAUGACGGACCUUCAAGUUACAGAUAAUGCUGAAAAUUCUAAAUUUACAAAGAUUAUUUCCAUGCAAAGUGAACAGGUGUUUGAUCUUCAGAUUGCAAUGUUUGAAAAUGGCAGCAAGGGUUCGAAUGCGUUGAAUAUAUCAUCAGUUGAUACUAUUGUGAAGCUGGACAUAGGACAAAUGAGAGCUGUUUUUCUAAAUCGAUUUGUUUCUGAUAUCCUUGCUUUUCUUGAUCACUUUGAGGAUGCACAAAAAGCAAUUCUCGAAGCUGGAAAAGCUGCUAGGGAUAAAGCAACAGCUGCGGUAACAGAAUAUAGUAAACACAGUUCUCGUCAUCAGCUCAAUGUUACUGUUCGUGCACCAAUGGUAGUGAUACCAGUGCAUUCUAAUUCUGAUUUAGCGUUAUUGAUAGAUUUGGGUGAACUACAUGUAUUCAACAAUUUCAAAAUCUUUAAUAAGAAUGAUGGUCCUAAAAACAUCGUUAUUACCGACAAUAUUACUGUCAAACUUUCCGACCUUAAACUUAUGAAGGCAUUGAUUAAAGAAGGAAAAGAUAUAAAGGCACGGAAGGAGCUAAUCAAACCAAUGACAUUAAAGUUGAGUGUGAUUCGCAAUUUGACUCCGGAUAAUCAUGCGGUGCCUGAUGUAAGUGUGGAGGGGAUUUUAAAGACAAUUACGUUAGCUCUAAGUGAGGAAGAUUUGAGUGUUGCUUUAAAAGUUUUGCAAGGAAACAUCGCAGAAGGUAAAAGACGAAGCACACCAAAAACACGUAAACUGAAAAAUGAUCAAGAUAACCAUACUCAAGAUCUGCUUGCUGUUCCCACGGUAAACAGUGACCGGCUAGCAAGCAUCCAUGAAGAAGAAGAAACUGGAAACCUUGUGUAUGAAAAUGUGCGUUUCAAAUUUGAAUUGGAGAAAAUACUGUUACAGGUGUAUUUAAGACCAUCAGAUUUGACAUUCGAAGAGGAGUUCUUAGAAAGAGAUCUUGACUUCCUUUUGAGUCAAUUCAUCGUUGGACACCUUGAUGUUGCUGGCACUAUUAUGUCUGAUAGUGAUAUAGAUGUCAAUAUUUCACUGGAUACUCUCAUGUUAGAUGACAUGCGACCAGGAAGUAAGGACACUUUGACACGGAUGAUUGAUAAUUGUCCAGAAUCUUUGAUUGACAUUUUAGAGAAACAACAAGAUAUGUCUUCUGCAAAAAUGAUUGAGGUACAAUUUAAGCAGUCAUCAAAGUUGGACAAGAAUAUUGAAGUUAAACUGUGCAACCUUCUUUGUAUACUCAAUGUCGAGUUUCUCAUGGUAUUGAUGCGGACAUUAUUAGCUGCAGUGCCAAAAGAAGACAGGGAAGGAGUUGAUAUUUUAUCUGAUUCUGGAUCUCCCACACACAGUAUAGCAUCCAGUGAUGAGGAUACCGAUGUUUCAACCUCUUAUAUUGACCAAAACGACGAUGGAGUUGCAUUGCUACCAGAAACACGGUUGCAACUGAACGUAACAAAUCCUCAAAUUGUACUUCUGGCUGACGCAAAGGAUGUGAAAACCAACGCUUUGUUUUUGACUACAGAAGUUAAUUUCCAAUACCUUGAGGUAAGUAAUGUGCAAAAAAUGAUGGGUACCGUGAUGAACACUGCCAUGUUGUCAACAGCUUUUAAGAAGCAACACCGCACAGAUAUAUCAACAGUGUUGUCACUGGCGAUGGUGAAUUUACAUAGCUCGGCACCGAUAGGAGGAAAACCACAUAUGCAUGUUAACAUGUCACUUGUAAAGCUGAAUAUCUCCCCAAAGACAAUCAGGACCGUUUCAGCUUGUGUCAGUCAAACUGCGGCCCCGCCUGAUGAAGAAAGUUUAAGAGAAGCUCAAAAAGCAAUGGGCCAGCUAUGGGAACUGACUAAUAUUGUGGAUAAAAAGUUGUGGUAUUUGGAUACACCAGCACAACAUGUGUUGAGUGCAGGAAGUUUUGUACUUGCUCGAACAGAAGUUGGUGAUUAUCAAAAUGGUUUUCUAGCCAAGAAAGAUACCCAUUUUACAGUGUAUUUUUAUCCAAAUGGUUCAAUAAGUCAUUCUGUGUCCGAUGUCACGUCAGUUGUUGUUGAUGUUGCACCACACAAAAAGGAGUUAACUGUGGGAGCUAAUGUUGUGGCUCUGCGUUCACCAGAACAUUACAGAGUUGGACGUAUAAUGGAGAUUUGGAAUAAUGCUGGUUCUUCUGAACAAGCUGAAGUUGCAAAGGAAGCUGGUGCAUCAGAUGAGGAUUGGGAACUAACAAAACACGAAGAUUUAUUUGAUAAGUAUCUCAUUAAGUUUUACCAUGACAAUUUUGAGCUUUAUUUAGUUAGCGAAGAGCUGCGUCUGCUUCCAAGGCCGAAAAAGGGUAUCAUACCAGGGCUAGGAGCAUGUGUAUAUGCACGAUACCGAGAUGGUUUUUACUAUAAAGGAAUUGUUGAAGCAAUUCUUGGAUUUAAAACUCGAAUUCAUUUGGUGGAAAUAGAUGAUGAAGUGAACCAUGACAUGGAUGACCCGUCUGCUGUCAUACUAAAUAUGACUCCAAGGCAAAGUCAAAUAAAGAAAUAUUUUAAAGUCAUUGCAUGCAAAAUGGAAGGUACUAAAGGUUACCACCCUGGCAAAGUUGCUGCAAUCCAGGGAAACCCGGGCUAUAGAAGUUAUACCAUUAAGUUUGAAGAUGGUUCCACAAACCAAGUACCUGUAACAAAGUUGCUACUGAUGCCUAAAGCUCCUUAUGAUGCUUUACCAGAGAUUGGUACAUAUGUUUAUUCGCGUGUGGCGCGAGAUUCUCCGAUGUAUGAGAAGGGUAUAGUACAUAAUAAAGAAGACCGUAUCUAUGUUAACCAUUUAAAUGGCAACAAGUUCUCCCAAGAUCCAAAAAAUAUUGGCUUUGUGAUUCGUAACAUUGUUCCUUUAACAUCCUCGCUGAGAGUUGGUCAAGAAGUAAUUGCUCAAGUAGAUUCAAAUGAUCGAAAAAUGUUUAUGGGCGUUAUCAGAGAGGUGAUACAAGGUCCAAAAUUAAAGAAAUACUUGGUGGAAUUUACUGACGGUUCUAAAAAGAAAUUAACACCUGGUCGAAUUCGCAUCAUUCCGACGUAUGGCACCACUGAAGAGGAGACAAUCGAAUCGCAGACCAAUCUUAUGCGAAGAGAACAACUUGUUGUUGAAGUGGAGGGCGUGUCCCUGCGUAUCGAAGGUUAUCUUGGUGGCCAAUUGGAACCAAUGCUUCGUUUUGAUUCGAAAUUAACCGCAGAGGUGUAUGAUUGGUCCAAAAAAUUGAGCGCGACUGCUUUCACUUCUUUGCAAGCAAGUUAUUAUAACGAUUUUGUUGCAGAAUGGGAACCGCUCAUUGAACCAAUCAUUGAAAAUAACCGCGACCGACCAUGGCUGUUGAAUAUUAAUUAUGUCACUGAGGAUGAUGACGUUCAAGCAGGAGAUAGCUCAGCUAAUGACGUCACUUUACUGCAAAAACCAAUGACGUCAUUGAAGUUACAAUCAAAUGACAAUCUGGAAGUCACAAUUACAAAGUCAGGGCUUUCUUUACUUCAAGAUCUUGGGAAGGCGUUUGGUGAAGCAGUGGAACAAACUGCAGAUGUUGGUCAGGUUCUAGUUAUUGAGAAGGAUCCAUUUAUUCUGCAUAACAAGGUUGGGAAAAGAGUAACAGUCGUGAUGAAUGAUUUAAUUCAGGGAAAAGACGGUGGAAAGAUUUUAACGUUGGAACCGUCUUCCCAAGUUGGUCUUAAAUAUACAGAACGCGACAUGAGCAUCAGAAGAUCUGGUCAAAGUAAAUUACCCACUUUGUCAAUUACGGUUGAUGGCUUCAUGGAAAUAAAAAAUGUCGCUGUUAAACGUCAGAAGACAAUCAUAUAUGACUUGAUAUCGACAAAUAUCUUGGGAAGUAGCGCAUCAUAUUCUCUGAUCAUCCAAGUGACUGCAACAGAUGGGCAGCGUGUUAUAACACUUCGCUCGCCGCUACAGAUUCGAAAUCACUUCCCUAUGCCGCUAGAUGUUUCAUAUUUGAACAAGGAGAAUAGAUCAGUGAAGCUAACUUCAAUUGAUGCUGGUAGAAUCUAUUCAAUUCCUCUUGUUUUGGCAUACCACAGUAGUUUCUACAUCAAGCCAGCAGGAUUUGGAUAUAAUGUGUCAACUGAGGCAAUCAGCUGGAGUGAUUUAUUGGAAGAAAGACAAAAACAAUAUAUCUGCACGAACCCAGUGGAAGACUCUGAUGAUUUCUACGUGCAGGUAAUUGUUGAAAAUGACGUUUACUCGUCCAUUCAUGGAAUGUUGGAAUCUGUUCCACGCUACACACUUCAUUGUUAUCCGCCCAUCGUGCUGCACAAUUACCUACCGUACCCUAUCUUCUAUCGUGCGAAGGGUAUGUCUGCCAAUGAAAAGCUUGAAGGUGGAAGUCAUUGGCCUUUGUUUACUAUAAAUGUGGAAGAGAAACCUGUUGUUGAUAUAGAGGUUGAAUAUCUUGGCACCCGCUGGUGCGGUAGCAUAAUUGUGUCUGAAUGUAAAAAGAACAACUCAAAAACUGCCCGCUUCUCACUAUUUGCUGAUGGUGACAAAAGAAUUGAGCUGGGUGUUUAUUACUUACAAGAAGGUUCGUUGCAUGCUACAUUGUACUGCCCUUACUGGAUGUUAAAUAAAACUGGUAAAUCUCUUAUUUACGAAGCAAUCGGAGAACCAUCCACUUAUGAGCAUGCAGACACAAAUGAAGGAGCGGUCAUGUUUUUCGUACGAGGAAAGAAGAAAAAAGCGCGCAUUUGUGUAAGUGGCUGUGAUUGGUCAAACCCAUUUUCGUUGGAUACAAUUGGUAGCGGCGGUUCUUUAAAAUCAGAAGGGCUCCGCGGAAGGCUGUAUGAGAUCGGUGUUGGUAUCAGUUUAUCGUACUUCGGUUUGACAAAAAUUGUAACCUUUACACCGUUGCGAAUUCUAUCCAAUCACACGAAGUUCACAAUAAGCAUGGCAGAAGGAGAAUCAGAAACUGCAGAAUGGCAUACAGUGAAGCCUGACGAGAGUGUUCCGUAUUGGCCGACUCGCUCGCCUCCGACGAACCUAUACCUAAACAUCAAUGGGAUAAAUUCAGUUGAAUUUAAUCUUGAGGCUGGCAAGACAUUGCUACUAAAGUUUCAAAAUGAGAUUGGAGGUGUUUGUUUGAAUUAUCAAGAAAAGGACUGGACAUCGUUGCUUUCGUUCACUGAAUACUUCUCUGGUGCUGCGCCUGUGCGUAUUGAGAACAUGUGCAAGAAAGUCAGCAUGAUCAGUUAUAAACAGGUAGAUCAUUUCAAAGGUUAUGUAUUAUUGUAUGGACAAUCCACGUUGUAUACAUGGGACAAUCCAAUGAAGCCUCACGAACUAAUUUGCUCUCUGAUUGAAGUAAAUGAAUCGCAGACCAAGAUAAAGCUGGACACGAAUGACUUUGGUCGUAUGAAAACUGGAGAGAAUGCGAUCUACUGGGUUUCAUUUUUGGACGGACUGCAACGAGUGCUAUUGUUCACAGACAAUUUUAAAGCAGCUUAUUGUGCAAGCCAGGAACAAACAUUACGCCCUACGCAGGAGAUAGAUCUGAAUAUUGAAGGUCUUGGUCUGUCUUUGGUCAAUGGUGAGAAAAGGAUGGAGAUUGCGUACCUGGCUAUAGAAAAAAGCCCGAUUGUGUGGGAACAACACAAAAAAAAUCGCUGGAAAACACUGCCAGGGCGCAUGUGCGAAGCACUGGAAGAGGGUUACACGCGAAUGCAAGCGAAAAAAUCGAAUGUUGCUUCGAAAGAAAAAAUCCUCGAGAUGGAGGUUGAUUUCGACAAGAUGUUUAUCACGAAGCCUGAGAAGAUUCAAAUUCGAAGAACAUUCCACAGCGGAAUUGGAUUCAAAUAUAUUAUCUCUCCCAAUCGAAUGCAGAUCAGUGCUACUAUAAGCUCUCUACAGUUUGACAGCCACAUUCCAGGUUCAACUUUCUCAACAGUCAUCCAUCAGGUGGAACCACCAAAGUCAAUAACCAAUGACAACGCUCCGAAACCGUUUUUCGAACUGAGUUUGACCACAAAUGUUGGAGACACAAACACUGUCAACGAGAUCAGUUAUUUGAAAGUAUUGGUGCAAGAACUGGAUAUUCGUGUUGACAAAGGUUUUCUGCUCGCUUUGAUGGAUUUAUUUAACAAUGAGAAAAUUCGUGGAACAGAGAGUGAUCAGCACAAAUUUGAUAUGUCAGUUGUUCAACGAAAGUUAGAAGAAAGCCAAGAAUUCCAGGCGGCUAAACAAGACAAACGUUACGUGUUCAACUAUUUCCAUCUCUCGCCAUUGAAGAUUCACGUGAGUUUCUCAAUGACAGGUGGACAUUCUCUUGAAGGGGAGGAGACGAGUUCGUCAAUGCAUGGAAAUGUUUUGGGCUUACUUUUACAAAGUGUUGGAGUUGCAUUCACUGAGAUUCAAGAUGUCGAAUUUAAACUUGCGUGUUACGAGAUUGCGGCUCUCCUUCUCAGUACCUCACAGUUAACUGACAGCAUUGCAAAACACUAUCAAAAUCAGGCCAUUAAACAAUUGUACGUGCUAGUUUUGGGAUUAGACGUACUUGGAAAUCCGUAUGGCUUAAUAACUGGUGUUGGAGCUGGAGCGAAAAAUUUCUUUUACGAACCGUACCAGGGUUUAAUUCAAGGUCCUGAAGAAUUUGCAGAAGGGUUAGCUUAUGGCGUAAAAAGUCUAGUUGGUGGGACAGUCGGUGGGGUAUCUGGAGCAGUAUCAAAAAUCACAGGCACUGUGGGGAAGGGCUUAGCUGCGUUGACUAUGGAUGAUGAAUACCAACAAAAACGAAGACAAGCGAUGAGUCAACGUCCUACAAAUCUCGGAGAAGGUCUCGCUAAGGGAGGCAAGGGAUUGGUGAAGGGUAUUGUUUCUGGUGUAACAGGUGUCGUAACGAAACCUAUUGAAGGUGCAAAAUCAGGAGGAGCUGGCGGAUUUUUCAAAGGUAUAGGAAAAGGUCUGAUAGGUGUGGUUGCUCGACCAGCUGGCGGUGUUGUCGAUAUGGCGAGUAGUACGUUUGAAGGACUUAGAAGCACAACAAGUGGAGUGAAGUCUAUACAUCAGUUGAGAAUGACACGUGUAUUCCAUGCAGAUAAGGUUCUUCGACCUUUUAAUGAAUACGAAGCUGAUGGAAAUAAGAUCUUGAUGGAAGCAGACAAGGGGCGUUAUGCAAAAACUGAUUUUUAUCUCACCCAUGUGUAUCCUGUCGAAUCGAAGAAUUAUCUGAUCUUGUCCAAUAAACAUAUUUUCUACAUGACACGAAAUGAGAUAUUGAACGAAUGGACAAGCAGUUGGUGUAUUGGUUUCAAUGAGAUCAAGGGACUCCCUGUGGUGCGGGACACGAGGAUCACUUUUAAUCUUCACGCCAUGGACACAAGAAAAUCAAUUUUCAAGAAAGCGCAUAAUGUGAGAACGCUGUUGUUACCAACAGAAGCCACUGCAAAGUGGUUUCUUGGAAAAUUCGAGGAUGCUAAGAUGCUGUGAAGAAGCCUGUGAUCUUUUUACAUUUAGUUUAUUUUCAAUUUUUUUUGUUUUUUAACUAAAGACAAAAUAAGGUAUAAAGAGCCUGCCAUCAUAAUGUAUUUUUAUAAAGAAAUUAUGUGGCACAACAAGAGAGAGGCGAUAGUUUUGUAAAUAAAAAAGGAGAGGCGAACAAAAAACUUUUUGUGGCAGCCUCAAAAUAAAUUUUAGGCGAGGUAGCAAAAAUUAGGAAACGUCUAAAUCCUAAGAUCUACUAAAAUAACUACUAUAACGACACACAAAUAACUGUUUUAUAAAUAAAUAUGCAUAUUCCUUCCAAGCAACAUUUUUACAAAGUUUUUAUGGCUGUGUGGGUAAAAAAGAGGCAAGUUUGAGAUGCACUUACCAAUAAAUAUUAAAAAUAAGAUCUUUAACCCAAGAUAACCAAGAAUAUUUUACAUACAGUCGUAGUGCCAGCAUUUUAUAACCUUCGUUAAAACUUCUUGAAACUAUAAACAUCUGUCACAGCCAACAAUAAUAAUUUUCUUUUCGUAAUUUGGUUCGCUUUUUCACAACAUACAUCCUACUUCGAACGAUGAAAUUUGUUGUGAUGAGAUGGCGCCAAAUUUGAUAAAUACACAGAGCGGAAACUUUCAACAAAUCGAACGCGCAAUAUGGCGGUUUCAGCUUUGUUUACAAAUCUUUAUUUUCUUUAUCUUUACUCGUGAAUUAGUUUACUAAGUUCAGUAUUAAAAAUAAAAAUGUUUUUUCGUGUUAUUCAACUAAUGUUCGCCUGUCCUUUAAAACGUGCAAUAUAUUUUGUCCACAACGUAUUUUUUUAAGAAAUGCAUCGAAAGUACACCGUUUUUUAUAAGAAUACUGCACCAGAAGAAAGCCUUCAAUGUU